AUGAGUAUUAGUCCUACUUGUCGUGAUGUGGUUUUGGCUGGUCGACAAGGUCUGGUUAUCAUCGAUUUGGAGAAUCCUUGGUUGAUACCUCGUAUCUUACCACAUAUGUCAAAAUGGGAAGUAGCUGAUGUUCAAUGGAGUCCUUAUGUAUCUCGCGAAUCAUGGGUGGCAUCCACAUCAAAUCAAAAACUGGUUAUAUGGAAUUUGAAUUCAAGUUCUCAAGUGAUUGAACAUACUUUACAUGCUCAUGCUCGGGCAAUCUCUGAUAUCAAUUGGUCACCACAUCAUCCAGAUAUUGUUGCUACUUGUUCGGUUGAUACUUAUGUUUGUGUUUGGGAUUUGCGUUGUGCUGGACAAAGUCAUCAAUCUCGUGGAGAUGAUUAUUAUUAUCGACCUGUCAAUUCUUUUACACCUUGGAAUGCUGCUGCUACUCAAGUUAAAUUCAACUUUAAAAAUGAAUAUUUAGUCGCUUCUGCCCAUGACAAGGAUGUGAAAAUCUGGGAUAUGCGAAAAGGAGCUGUGCCAAUGACAAGUAUUACAGCUCACUCGAAAAAGAUUUAUGGUAUUGACUGGAGUAGACAAAAUGAUCAUGACAUCUAUUGGAACAUUCACUCUGCAGAUGAACCAGAAGAAACUAUCAUUACCAAUUCUCCUGUUUGGCGGGCAAGAAAUACUCCUUUUGGAAAUGGUGUCCUGACUAUGCCUCAACGAACGGAAUCUACGCUUUAUCUCUAUGGUAGGGAUACACCAAAUGAACCUGUACAUCUAUUUGAAGGUCACACAGACACUGUCAAGGAAUUUGUCUGGCGAUGGAAAGGUGGUCAGAAUAGCAGUGAUGGAGAUGAUCGUGAAUUCCAAUUGGUGACUUGGUCAAAAGAUCAAAACUUGCGGUUAUGGCCAGUACCUGAAGAUAUUACAAAGUCUGUGGGUCACAAACCAAAUGAAAGAUCUCGUUCAAUUGCUGCUUCUGUUGCUCCAAUUCGAUUGAUGGCUACCAAUACUUUAUCCUUCCAUGGCACCGGUCCUCAUGGUAAUGUCAAAUACUCUACAAGUUAUAAUUUCCCAUCCAAUACCUAUCGUGAACAAAAAUACACCAUCAACCCUUUAUUAUGGAUGCAAAACGUCAAAACAAUAGCGCCAAACAACGAACUCAGAAAGGAUACAUCAGUUGGAAGUACUUACUCAUCCUUAGCCGAAGAAUUAUCUAGUGUUCUCAAUAAGUAUGCUAGUGUUGGUGUCAAAACUGAAAAGAUCAAUGCUGCUGCUCGAACAUGUACUAUCUCUUUACAUGGACCAUGGCUAGAAACUGGAACUGCCUUCUUACGUAUCACUAUCCGAUUCAGUCAACAAUAUCCUGACAACAGUCCUCCUGAAUUUGACAUUCAAAAGAACAGUAUGAUAUCCAUCUAUUACCGUACCCACAUGGCACAAGAUCUCAACGCAUUAGCUGCGAAUUAUACAUCACAAAAGUUAUGGUGUUUAGAGCCGUGUAUUCGAUACCUUCUUGGUGAAACAAUGCAAGAAGACGAACCUCGUUUUGGAAAUGACAUCAAUGGUAUAUCAAAGCCAACAACAUUUAACAAAAAUGACGAAUCGAUCCAUCAACCUACUACAAACUAUGUUAGCAAUUGGAAUGGGACUACAGCAGGUGAAGCUGAUUCUGAUGAUGAAAUAUUUGUAGGACCUUCAUUUAUGGGUGGCUAUGGUAUGUCUAAUGGAAAGCGUGGUAGUUUACAAAGUGAGAAAGGUAUUGUUCUGGAUCUCUCAUCAAGACAUUCUGCGGAUGAAAAGGUACCUUUUCCUCGUCUCUGUGGUGGUGUAUUUUCCGGAAGUGGUCAAUUGGUAUGUUUCUUCUCAACAUUACGUGUACGUGAUCCUAAUCGUACAACCAACAAAACUGAUAAGAAUAAACAAGAUACAAGUCCAGCAAGCAAUACUAGCAAUGGGGAAUACUUUGAACAUACUUAUCAAGAUUUUUACAAACAUCCAAAGUCAUAUGAACAAUUUGAAGAAUACAAGGAAAUUGCCGCGAUGUCUCGUCAAGGUCGAAAUGCUACAGUGAUGGUUGGUUCUAGUGGUGCCUUCGGAGAAUAUAGUUAUGAUGAUGAUCCUGAUGAUAUUGAUGAUGGUUUGACCAAUAUGGCUUCGAUCUACUUUAAACCGGACGGGCUGGCUCUGGAUAAUUCUAUGAAGAGUGAAGACAAUCUACUCUACCAUGGCUCUAAAUCUGAUAGGACAACAAGAAACAUCGUAAUUGCCGAUUUCUCUGAUAUGAUGCCUUUUAGCCCAUGGCUUGCUAAAGAAUAUAUGUUAUCACCGAAUGAACCCAUGAAAGCAUGUCUUCAUAAUGCUCAAGCUGCCAAGACACAUGACCGCGAUGAUCUGGCUCAAAUAUGGAAAAUAUCUUUGGAAAUUAUACGAGAAUGUGUUCCUUUAGAUAUUCCAGAACAACAGGAUCUUGUGGAUGACUUACUUUUGAAUAGACGCCCAGAUUUGCAACCUUUACCUACUGAUCCACUUUGGUUACAAGAUUCAAAACUGGCUGAAAUCAAUUCUAUUUUGGGACAUCAAGCAUUUACUCGUCUAUUGUUAGAUGUGACUGAAACAAAUGGCAAGUUGAAGCAUUUUAUUCGGGCGGGUGAUAUUCAAAUGGGUGCUUUAUUAUCAUGUGUGUUCCAUGAUAAAGCAAGGUCUUGGGGAAGUAUAGCAAGAAAUCAACAACGCACUGGUGCGAAUGAGUCUGGCAACAAAGCGUCUUCUGUGGACUACUUCUCGAUGAAGAAAACUAAACAAGUAAUGCAUCGAACCAGCUCUGGACCCAGUUUGAAUGGUGCUACCGUAUCCAACCGCAAUAGUAAUCAUGUACAACUCAGCCAAUCCUAUGGAACAAAAGGUGUCAACUUUUUGUCUUACUUUUGGGAUAGUGACAGGCGUACACCACCACCUAUGGAAAAAUCACCACUGACAGAAACACCAACUGAAAUGGGAAAUGAUACUUUGACAGCAUCAGCAGCAUCACCUAUCCGCACUCCUAAAAUUUCCAAUCGAAUGACGAAUCGUAUGCAACCCUGGACAACUAUGUAUUCUGGAGCGAAAAUACCAAGUAACACAGCACCUGGAUUAAGAUCUUUGACAAUGACUGGUAGUGUCAGCUCUCAUGGAACAUCGUUUACAUCUACACCCUCAAUGACGAUUGCAAAUAAAGAAGGCGAGAUGCUUUCAACUGAUGACCUCUCGAUUGAAUUCAAUAAUGUAGAAUGGUUUGAUGGUGAAAAAAUGUUUGUAUACAAUCAAAUCCCUCUUCUACCUGCCAGCAAAAGUGGACAAUAUGAUGUUACACGAUGGCAAUAUGCAGAUUUAUUGUUUCGGAACGAUCUAUUGGCUCAACGUGCAGAAGUACUCAAGUAUAUCAACAACCGACCAGCGCCGACUUUAACUGGAUCAACAAUGACAAGCAAGGAGCGAACAAUGGAAAUUCAAGUACGAUGUUAUAUAUGUGGAUCUGAAGUGGCUGGUCCUGAUCGUAUGUGUUAUCAAUGUCGUAAAAUACGAACACAAAUCAAGUGCACUAUCUGUCAUCAAUUGGUCAAAGGUUUAUUGAAUUUUUGUGUAAAAUGUCGACAUGGUGGACAUAGUCAUCAUAUCAAAGAAUGGUACCAAAAGGAAGAUGUUUGUCCAACUGGUUGUGGAUGUCGUUGUUUAAUAGAAACUCAGGAAUAUGGCACGCUUGUAUUAUAG
Messenger RNA from Halteromyces radiatus, 3738 nucleotides. RefSeq lists its product as uncharacterized. The record is from RefSeq and is a predicted model, not a curated record. Bases 1 to 3738 code for a protein of 1245 amino acids. Gene Ontology annotation, molecular function: protein binding. The transcript has 17 exons. NCBI's taxonomy places the organism in Eukaryota, Fungi, Mucoromycota, Mucoromycetes, Mucorales, Cunninghamellaceae.